Molecule: messenger RNA, 2052 nt
Organism: Closterium sp. Naga37s-1
Lineage: Eukaryota; Viridiplantae; Streptophyta; Zygnematophyceae; Desmidiales; Closteriaceae
Source: the annotation of a GenBank genome assembly
AUGAGCGAGGGCAGUGGCAGGGACGGGCCUGGGAGGAGCAGGGAGCGAGAGAAGGUGUGUGGGCGAGCGCAUGUGGGGAGUGCAGGGACGGCAUUGGACUCUAGCGCUGGUGCUGCUAAGAGGGAGGCAGCUGCUGGAGUGUCCAGUGGGAGAGGGGCGGAAGAGGGAGAGAAUACAGGGGUGGCAGGGCGAGGGGAUGAAGGGGAGGAAGAGGCAGGCAAGGCAGGGGCGGUGACAGCAGGGCAGAAACCAGAUGGGGGCGGUGAUGGGGGGAAACUGGGAGGUGCAGAGGGGGAGAAGCAGCGGUCGGCUGAUGGGGAAAAGCAGGGGGACGCAGAGGGGGGGAAACAGGGGGGUGCAGCGGGGGGAAAGCAGGGGGGCGCAGCGGGGGGAAAGCAGGGGGGCGCAGCGGGGGGAAAGCAGGGGGGCGCAGUGAGGUGGUGGGUGGGGGCGCGCAAGGCAACAGGAGUGGGGCCCAAGUCGCUCAGUCAGUGGGCGAAGGGGCGUGGGGGAGGGGCGGAUACGCAGGGGGGGAAGGUGGGAAGUGGAGGAGGGGGCGGAGGUGGUGGUGCUGCUGCUGGCGCUGGUGUUAAUAAUGCUGCUUCUGCUGAUGGAGUCGGUGCUGGUGCUGGUGCUGGUUCUGAUGCUGCUGCUGAUGCCGGUGGUGCUGCUGCUACUACUUCUGCUGCUGCUUCUGCUGACGAUGUUACUGCUGGUGCUGCUGCUGCUUCUGGUGCUGCUGUUUCUGCUCGUGGUGCUAGUGCUGGUGCUGCUGGUGCUAGUGGUGGUGCUGGUGGUGCUGGUGCUGCUGCUGGAGACAUUGGUAAUCAGAGGGGGGAUACAGCCAAGGGAUCGUGUGGGCUGAGAGAAGCUGGGCGGAGAUUCAUUGAUGAUGCUGCUAUUGAAGAUGGGGGGGAGGAGGAGGACGAGGAGGGGGAGGAGAGAGGGGGAGGAGAGGAUGCGGAGGAGGAGGUUAGGGGGAAAGAUUUGAGGGAGAAAGAGCGAGAUGCGAAUUGGGACCGGAUGGAUAUAGAGGAUCUAGGAGAGGAUGAUGGUGAGGGCGAAAGUGAGGGUAACGGAGAUGCUUGUAACGAGGACGAGGGAGAGGGGGGGAUUAACAAGGGGGUGGGAGGUGAGGAAGAAGGGGAAGAGGAGGAAGAGGAGGAAGAGGGGGAAGAGGGAGACGAGGUUGAAGAGGGGGAGGAAGAGGAGGAGGAGGAAGGGUCAGAUGGUGCGUUGGAGAGAGCAGCGCUGCAUAGGCAGUGGGAGGAGGAGGAGGAUGAGCGGGUUCAGGGGGCAGUGAUGGGCGGAGUGCAGGGGGGCUGGGCGCAUGUGCGCAUGGGCAGGCGGAACCAGGGCGGGGGGGUGAGGGGGAGCAUGGGAGUGGGUCUGAUGGGGGAUGGGGAGGAGGAAGAAGAGGGAGAGGAGGAGGUGGAGGAGGAAACGGGGGAGAAUGGAGGGUUGAAGAAAGAGGGAGUGAGGAAGCGAAAGAGUGGAGAGAGUGGGAAGGGAGAGGGAGGGAAAGCGAAAGGGGCAGGUGGUGAGGAGUGGGGGUUACUGGCAAAGAAAGUGAGGAUGUUAAAGGAGAGGGCGGGGGAAGGAGGGACGAAGCAGGGUGGAGAGAGGAAGGGAAUGGAGCAGGGUGGCAAUGCGUGUGGCUUAACUGAGGGUGCUCGCGGUGAUGCUGAUGCUGAUGCUGUUGGUGCGGGGAGGACAAACAGAGGCGAGGGAGAGGAGAUGGACGAUGACACUGCGAGUGACGAUGCUGAGAAUGGCAGCAGCAGCGACAUUGAUGAUAGCAACGGUUUUGGCAGUGGUGACGGUGGUGAUGAGGGCGAUAAGAGCGAUGAGGAUGAUGAUGGCAAGAUGGCAUCGCAAGACCUGGCAGAGCACAUGCGAGCCAAGAGACGCGUAGAGGAGAUGGUGAGUGGGGGAAAGGCAGUGAGUGUGUCGGUGAUGGGUGGGAAAGCUGGUGAGUGGGGGAAAGGAGGUGAGUUGGGGGGAGGUUGGGUGAGGAGUGACAGUGAUAGAAGAGCAACGGAGAGGAGGUGA